Messenger RNA from Cooperia oncophora, 438 nucleotides. The record is from the annotation of a GenBank genome assembly. Lineage: Eukaryota; Metazoa; Nematoda; Chromadorea; Rhabditida; Trichostrongylidae.
AUGGUCGCGAAGGUGGAAGUAGACUCUGCGAAGAAGGAGGAGAUGGAGAAGGUGGUGGUCGAGGAUGGAUCUGACGAUUCUGAUGAUGACGCACCAGGUCUUGAUGGUGAGCUGACAGAGGAACAGAAGAAAGUCGCGGAGGCAGCUGGACUGGGAGAUCAGAUGGACAAGCAAGUGAAACAGAGCCGCUCUGAGAAGAAGGUAUUCGACUUGACCAAGUUCAACCCGCUAGCGUUGGAUAUUGGCUGUGGUGUGGGUCAUAUUGCUCCACACAUGAUCAAAGAGAAUGUAGGCACCCUUAUACAGUGCGAUAUGAGUGAGGAGAUGGUCAAUCGGAGCCAUGGAUGCGAUGAUAGUGAAGUAGGUAUUUCAUGGUUGUUAUGGGUAACGUUGAGCAGUCCUCAGUUCAAUAAAACUUUUGCUGAUUUUACCGACUAA